AUGACAAAUGGAGGCGGGCACCCCCACUUCAGCAAUGGAGGCCAGGGUGGGGGAUCCCAAAGCACUACGCGCUACAUGCUGAAGAAACAGCAGCGCCACAGACGCAGGUCCUCCUCUCCUAUGGGCAGGGUCAUUCUCAUCAAUGCACCUGUAGAUGGAGGAGACGACAGUGAAGAUAUUCACACAGUGACGGUCAAUAAGAGCCCAGAUGGGCGUCUUGGCUUUAGUGUCCGUGGGGGAUCCGAACAUGGACUUGGUAUAUUUGUCAGUAAGGUGGAGGAUGACAGCACAGCAGCACAGGCUGGGCUCACCGUGGGGGAUAAGCUGGUGGAGGUGAACGGAGUCAGCCUGGAGAGCAUCACCAUGAGCAGCGCUGUGAAGGUCCUGACAGGAAACAACAGGCUGAGGAUGGUGGUGAGGCGUGUAGGAAAGAUCCCCGGCAUCCGCUACUCCAAGGAGAAGACCACAUGGGUGGAUCUAAUUCACAGAAGGAUGGUGGUAGAGGAGAACGGUCGUACGCCGUCAGAGGCCAGCUCAGACAGCGCUCUCCGCCGGAUUGUACAUCUCUUCACUACAUCAGACGACUACUGUCUGGGCUUCAACAUCAGAGGCGGCAAAGAGUUCGGACUUGGCAUUUAUGUCUCAAAAAUGGACCCAGGUGGGCUUGCAGAACAGCACGGCAUCAAAAUGGGAGAUCAAAUCCUUGCAGCAAAUGGGGUGAGCUUUGAGGACAUCACCCACAGCAAUGCAGUGGAGGUCCUGAAAAGCCACACUCACGUCAUGUUAACCAUCAGGGAAGUUGGAAGAUAUCCCGCAUACAAGGAGAUGGUGGCAGAGUAUGGCUGGCUUGAUAAAUUAGCCAACGGCGGCCCUGCACUGUCCUCUCAGGGUUCAGACUCCAACUCCUCUGUGUCCUCGCUGUCCUCCAGCACGCCUGUCAGCUCCCUCAGUGGUCUCUCUCAGGUCCUUUUCCCUCCGGUUUUUCGCUCAGAAAUGGUGGACGUGGCCAUCUGCACAGAGGAUCGCUCCCGACGUCAAAGCAGCACAGAGCGGACAGCAGACACUGCCAUACAGACUGACCCCCCAGCCGCAGACUUUAUGGACUAUUCUCCUCCUAACAGGCUGGAUCCUGACCGGCUGGUCGGCACAGAAACCAGUCGGACUGUAGGGGAAACUAUGCUGCUGAAGGACACGGUCAUACGCGGGAAAGGUGAGGGGCCGAGGGACACGGGAGGGGCCAAAGAGUUGGGACGGGGCCGAGUGAGGACACCGUCCACCCGGGAGAGGGACGCUGAAAAACAGUCGCCUAAAACAGAAGCUCUGAUGGCCCUGAGCAAACCACGAAAGCCAAUCCGACGUUCCCAGAGCCACAUCACUGUGUCAGAGAAGAAGAAAAAAGGGCAACAGAAGCAGAAAGACUCAGCAGAUGGUAAAACAAACCUGCAGCGCUCCAAAACCUUUGUCAACCUUUUCUUCAAGAAAGACCAUAAAGACAAGAGUCGCUCGAGAUCUCCGUCUUAUCAUCCUAACGAAAAAGAGCGAAGUCGUCCAUUCCAGCUCUUUACUUCCCCGAGGGAAUCCCGCGCCGGCAGCCCACUGCCCCAUCAUGAGAUGCUGCAGCAUGUGGAGGACAUGUCAAAGAAAUUGCUCAGUCCAGACGAGGUUGCUGCAGUGAUGAGACAUUGUCGGCGGUUUUUGUCUGACAAUGUGAUUGAGGAUUUGGUGCGCCCCCUGCUGGCAAUCCUGGAUAGGCCAGAAAAGCUGCUUUUGCUCAGAGAAAUAAGAAUGCUGAUACCCACGACUGAGUUGGGUCGUUUUGACAACCUGGUGAUGCCGUUUGAGCUGGAAGCGUAUGACAUCCUCAAGAGUCGCUCUAUACGCUCGCCGGCUCUUCGGUCACCUCGCAGUGGAACUCCUCGGCGUCACCUCAUCACCCCAAUCCCAGACUUCAGAGGUGGAUUUUACCUCCAGCCAAUUCAUGACGCACACCAUGAGCGUCAGCUGAUGGAAGACUUCGAGAGACUUCGUCUGGCCAGCCAACAGACAGGUCACCUGCCACCUUCCCGUGCCUUCACCCCUCUGCUGGACGUGCCCGUCGAUAACUAUGCGUCUUCCACUGCGCGCUCACGAACCCCAAGCCCCAGUCACAGUUUCCUCCUCUCAGGGUCUCCUCACAACACCCAGCCUGGACGUCAACCUCAGCGCUCCCCGAACAGGAGAGAGAAUGGGACACCGAGGUACGACCAGGUGUCCUUGCUGUCUGUGUCAGACCGUGGAGACGCUGCUCCUGAGCGUGGGAGAUCACCUGUGAGGAGCAGCCAUGGCAGAGGGAGGAGGGAAGAGAGUCCUGACAGCAUAUAUGGCAGACAGAGCAGGCAGGAUGGCUACACUGAGGUCAGUGUGCGGGUUCCCUCACAGCGGAGAGGGAGAACCCCUCUAGCUGAUGUGUUUGAUCCCCAGAGAGAGAGAAGCCCCUCCUCACGCCGAGGGAGUAGCCUGCAGGUAAACGGACACUUUCAAAAUGGUCAAGAAAGAAGAGGAACUCUGCCAGAUGAGGACUAUGAAAUCACGACACUCCCCAUCUCCAAGGCCAAGCAAUCGCUAGGUAUCAGCAUCUCUGGGGGUAUCGAGUCUAAGAUCCAGCCUGUAAUAAAGAUUGAGAAAAUUUUUCCAGGAGGAGCUGCCUCUACAAAUGAGGCUCUGAAGGCAGGGUAUGAGCUAAUAUCCGUCGACGGAGAGAGUCUGCAGGGAGUAACUCAUCAGCACGCUGUGGACGUCAUCCGCCGUGCCUUCAGCAACAAGGCCAAAGACCCGAUGGUUUUCGUGGUCAAGGUCCCGAAGGUCCCCCUCGUCCCCCCGGAGCUGUGAGACCUGCUGAGUAGACGCUGUGCGCCUGGCCAGCAGACUGCUGCUGAAGCAUAAAAGACAGUGAAACCUUCAACUCCUGACGGAAACAAAGCGAAACAAGCAGAUUGUAGCAUAGUUUGUCAGAA
Molecule: messenger RNA, 2993 nt
Organism: Gambusia affinis (western mosquitofish)
Lineage: Eukaryota; Metazoa; Chordata; Actinopteri; Cyprinodontiformes; Poeciliidae
Gene: pdzd7a
Product: PDZ domain containing 7a
Exons: 15
Coding region: 1-2868 (955 amino acids)
Biological process (GO): auditory receptor cell stereocilium organization; sensory perception of sound
Cellular component (GO): stereocilia ankle link complex; plasma membrane; cilium
Molecular function (GO): protein binding
Source: RefSeq, a predicted model, not a curated record